AGGCAAGCGCGCGAGCGAGCGCGGCCAGGCGAGAUGCUGGGGAAGCGGCACAGGAGCAUGGUGAUGCGCCGGACCACCAGCGUGGCGUCCCUCCCGCCGGCGCCGAAGCAGGUGCGCCAGGAGGGCGGCGCCGGCGACAGCAGGGCACGCGCGGGCCCGUCCUCCUCCGUGUCCGCGGGCGCCGUCGGGACCGGCGGCGCUGCGGCCUGGCCGAAGAGCGACGCCGACGGCCUCGUCGGCGUGGUGACGGCGGCGUUCCUGGCCGCCUGCUUCUUCUGCGGCAAGGCCCUCGGCCCCGGCAAGGACACCUACAUAUACAGGGGCGAGGUGGCGUUCUGCAGCGCCGAGUGCAGGGAGCGUAUGAUCGAGCAGGACGAGAUGAUGGAGCAGAACUGCUCCCUGACCUCCAUCAGGGAGGCGGCCCCGUCCGCGCCCGGCGGCUCCGACCAGUCGGGCAGCGGCCCCGGGGACGCUGUCGCCGCCGCCUAGCCGGCGACCAAUUAGGUCAUAUACUAGCUCCUAGAACAUAAUGUGCCGUAUAUGUGGCACAAUGCCGGCGUGUAAAGCGUCCGUGUUAUACAAGAACCUGGUAGUAAACUGUAGCGGGGUAGGCUGUUGUUGUUGAUGAUGUGUCGGUGACUGAUGCCAUGUGACACAUGGUUUCUUACCUGCCCGCCGGAAAGAAGAGAAGUUGGAUCGCAAUACCAGAUUUCAUCCCCCAUA
Molecule: messenger RNA, 723 nt
Organism: Lolium rigidum
Lineage: Eukaryota; Viridiplantae; Streptophyta; Magnoliopsida; Poales; Poaceae
Product: FCS-Like Zinc finger 3-like
Exons: 2
Coding region: 34-489 (151 amino acids)
Source: RefSeq, a predicted model, not a curated record